UGCAGAAGGCGUAAAACCGUCGGUCAUAUUGAGAAAGCUUGAAGCACCGUUCGGGGACAAUACGCUUAAAAAGACUCAAGUGUACAAGUGGUACAAACAAUUUUUAGAAGGACGAGAAUCUAUUGAAAAUGAGGGGCAUCGACGUCGCCCGAGGACCAGAGUAACAGAAGAGAAUAUUCGCCUGGUUGGCAGCCUUAUCGAGGGUGACCGUCGAUUAACGGUCGCUGAAAUUGCUUCUGUUGUCAGAAUAAGCUUCGGGAGCGUUCAAGCAAUCAUUACUGACGACCUUGGGUUUCGAAAUGUGUCCGCCAGAUGGGUCCCUCGUCUUCUCACCGAAAAUCAGAAACGGCACUGUUUGAAGGUGUGCGAAUGGCUUUUGACACGCUCUCAGGCUGAAGGGGAAGCUUUUUUGUACCGAAUUGUGACUUGCGACGAAACAUGGGUGCACCACUACACCCCAGAAUCUAAAGAAGCCAGUAUGGAAUGGCGAAAGAAAAGUGAAUCUGCACUCAUCAAAGUCAAAACUCGGCUCUCAGCUGGAAAAGUUCUUGCAACUGUAUUUUUGGACUUUAAAG
Messenger RNA from Dinoponera quadriceps, 575 nucleotides. RefSeq names its product histone-lysine N-methyltransferase SETMAR-like. The record is from RefSeq and is a predicted model, not a curated record. Gene Ontology annotation, molecular function: nucleic acid binding. The annotation marks the transcript as partial. NCBI's taxonomy places the organism in Eukaryota, Metazoa, Arthropoda, Insecta, Hymenoptera, Formicidae. The transcript has a single exon.